AUGAGCUCCCAUAGUGGCCAUUCGUCCGAGGAUGGAGAGCCGCUUACGACCCUUGGUGACUUGGUUGAUGAAGCACCGAACACGGUGGAGACGGUACAGCCUCAGAGGCGGAGCGGUGCUUCGUCUCCGCCCGCACCAGUUUACACCAGCCCGCCAAUGCCAAUCCCAUCAAUAUCUCCUGGCUCCUUCUCUAUCCACCACGAGAGCGAACACCUCGAACUUCUCCCUCAGUCAUGCUCACCUUCCGCGUCCAUCGCUGUUCGUAGCGUGAGCAGCACAGGGACGCCACGACUGUCAUGGUUGGAGGGCGAACAGCGCACAGCUCACUCUAUUGGUCUCUCAGGCGAGCAAGACACCAACCUGCUGGCUUCCUUACGCUCGAUUAUUGUCAAUGAACACAACGGGGUAGAUAACGGCGUCAUCCAGGUGUUUCCGGGCGACCCGGGAUGCGGCGAGCCACCAAUUCAUUUUAACAUGGUUCUCGAUGCUCUUCCCGAACCAGAUCGAGCUGCUAGACGAGACGUAUCAGAUUCUAUCGAAGAGCUGGUGGGAGAACACGGUCCGCGCCUAGUAUCACUCUUCUUCAAAUACGUUCAUCCGAUGACCUACGUGGUGUCCAAGAGCCGCUUCCUUCGCGCAUACUAUAGCGAUGCCAUAUCCGUGCCAGCAUCUCUACGGGGUGUCAUAUACGCCCUAGGCGCAAAUUCGUGGAAGCGUGACCCUCAAUGCGCCAGCCUAUCGCCGCCGAGCUCAUACACUCUGUUCCAGAGGGCACAUUGGGCACUUCACACCGAGACGCACGCACCCAACAAAUGGACGCUCCAGGCAGCACUUCUCCUGAUUCAUGAGCGACCAGGAGACAAUUUCACCAUGGAGACGCCGAGGACGUGGAUAGUGGCUUCGAAAGCGACAGCUAUAGCACAGAUGCUGGGGCUUCAUCGCGACCCUAGGCUUUGGAAGAUUGCGCCCCUGGAGAAGAGUGUGAGACGAAAGCUAUGGUGGGCGGCAUACAUGGCCGACGUGUGGGCUUCUCUUUACCACGGAAACCCUCCUCACAUAGCCAAGGACUCAUUCACGACAUCGCCAAUACAGAUCGAAGAAGUUCUCCUGGAUGAGGACGUUAAUGGCGAUUCUCUAAACUUUCUCGAGUCCUCGUUUGUCUCGAGUGAUGUCACAGCGAGUGCUCGAUUUGUGGAAUCCGUCAAACUCAGUCGAAUUCUACGAGAGUUGCUCGAUUCAUUCUACUCUGAUCAGGCAUACAAAACGACCAUCACAGACACAAAGACGAGGGAAUCAAAGCUGUUUGACAUUGAGAAACAGCUUGAGAGCUGGAUGCUGCUACGUGCCAGCUGCGUUGGCAUCAUGCAGUCGGAUGAUCCACAAGAUUAUACCACAAAUGCCCCUCUGCAUCUAAGUUACUAUGCCGUCAAGACACUACAUCUUCGUGCUCUUAUGUGGCCAAGUCACAUGGCUGCAAAGACUGACCCGAAAUCAGCGCUGCGGCGAUACUACGAUAAAGCCCUACGAGAAUUCAGCCCAUUCGUCGAUUUUCUUGAUAGAAUCGAUUCGCGUUCAUUGAACUCGUUUUGGGGAGAUCGUGAGUACCCGCCAGUUGCGUCUUGCGCUUCUGCCUUGACAUCAUAUGCGCGAUCCCAACUUGUCCUAUGCGGUAACUUCUUGGUUUUUCUGUUUCUCAUGGCCCCUACAUCAGACAAGGUCCAAGAGACAUUCCGACUACUCGAAGGGGUUCAUUCAGCGUUGAAGCGAUGUCGAGAUAUGGCAGAGAACGAAGAGGCCGUGGCCUUGCUCCGGCCUGUACUAUUGCGUGUGGAAACCCUUUUCACACAAGCUGCGCGAAUAAUGGACACAAGAGACGAAGUGCCAAUAUGA
Molecule: messenger RNA, 1890 nt
Organism: Fusarium vanettenii 77-13-4
Lineage: Eukaryota; Fungi; Ascomycota; Sordariomycetes; Hypocreales; Nectriaceae
Exons: 4
Coding region: 1-1890 (629 amino acids)
Biological process (GO): DNA-templated transcription
Cellular component (GO): nucleus
Molecular function (GO): zinc ion binding; DNA binding
Source: RefSeq, a predicted model, not a curated record